Lactuca virosa is the source of this 1257-nucleotide messenger RNA. NCBI's taxonomy places the organism in Eukaryota, Viridiplantae, Streptophyta, Magnoliopsida, Asterales, Asteraceae. The record is from the annotation of a GenBank genome assembly.
AAAAUCCUCAAGGAAGAAAGGCCGUGUGAGGAAAAACUGAUUGUUACAUGGUACUGACGAACUUACUGAAUCGGAUGCCAUAAAGACGCAGAAACGUAUGACCCAGAACCGCUCUGUAGUUGGUCCCACACCCCCCAAUACCCCUCAAUCCUCCUCCUAAAUUGACUUGUGGAGUCAGAAAACAGACGCUAUCCAGAUGGCCGCCGUCGCCGUCGCCGCCGCCACCACCACCGCUGCUAAUCCCAAACUCUCCCUGCUACGUCCUCACUUCUGCCCUCCAAGACACGCUUUCUAUCCUACCACACCUUAUCUCAAUAUGCACGGAAUUCGGAAUGCUUCUACUUUUAUUCAAAAGCAACGACGUCUUCUUCUUCUUCCACCGCGUGCUUUUACCCUCGAUGUACCAGGUCCAUUGCUUCAGGAUGCCGGAGCAACCAUUCUUGUCGUUGGCGGCGCGUAUGGACUUGUCGCUGGUUUUGAUUAUCUCACACAGCGCCAAAUCAUCGAACAGAACCUAAGCAGAAAGCUGGUUCAUAUAUUAUCUGGAUUGCUUUAUAUGGGUUGCUGGCCAAUCUUCAGUACUUCUACAGAUGCUCGGUAUUUUGCCAUUAUAGCGCCCUUAUUGAACUGCACUAGGCUUCUUGUUCAUGGUCUUUCACUCGUCCCCAAUGAAGACCUCAUAAAAUCAGUCACCCGUGAAGGAAAACCAGAGGAAUUGCUUAGGGGACCACUAUAUUAUGUUUUGAUGUUGAUUCUAUCUUCUCUUCUCUUCUGGCGUGACUCACCAAUCGGUGUGGUUUCACUAUCCAUGAUGUGUGGUGGCGAUGGCAUUGCAGAUAUCAUGGGGAGAAGAUUUGGGUUGCAUAAAAUUCCGUACAACAAACAGAAGAGUUGGGCGGGUAGCAUCUCUAUGUUUCUGGUCGGUUUUUUAGUCUCGGUUGGGAUGUUAUACUAUUUUUCAAAGUUGGGGUACUUUGAGCUAGACUGGCUAAAGACAAUGGAACGAGUUGCAAUGGUUGCGAUUGUGGCAACAUUGGUGGAGUCGCUCCCGACAAAAGGAGGUCUGGAUGAUAACAUAUCUGUUCCUUUGGUAAGCAUGCUAACAGCUUAUUUGAGUUUUGGGUUUUAAGUUUUAUUAUAAGUGUUAUUAUUAUUAUUUUUAAUUUGAAUGUAAAUGUUUCCUUUUUGUUGUGUGAUAAAUGUUGAAUAAUAAACGCUGGAAUAAGUCUGUUGUAAUCUUUUUUACCGAUGUAGUAA